GAAGAAGAUACUGAAGAUCCCGUUGACCGCAUGCUAAAAAAAACUGGUUGUAUAGAAUUACACUACAACGUUCAGGAAUGUAUUGCUAAGACUCAAGAUUGGCGAAAAUGUCAGGAUGUAGUGAAGAAAUUUAAAGCUUGCAUGGAAAAACAUCAAAGGGAAAAAGAAUUACAAAAUAAUUGAAACAGUAUGGGUAAAUUAUUAAGAAGAUUAAAGUAUUUGAUAACUAAAGGGUUGCCUAAGGAACCAUAUAAAAUGGUACUAGUUGUUCGGACAGAUCUUUCAAUGAGCACUGGUAAAAUAGCUGGUCAAUGUGCACACGCUGCUGUUGAAUGUUACGAUCUUUGUAAAAAUGAUAAAAUUAAUGGAGAAUAUUUAGAAUCAUGGUUGAUGGUUGGUCAACCAAAAAUUGUACUAAAAACCAGCAGUGAGGAAAGAUUAAAAUCCUUGGCUAGCAAUGCCAAUAAUCAUGGACUUGUUACAGCUAUUAUUAAAGAUGCCGGUAGAACUCAAUUAGAACCUGGUACUAUUUCAGUACUUGGUAUUGGUCCUGGUCCUAACAGCAUUGUAGAUAAAGUUACAUCACACCUUAAAUUACUUUGAUAUCUUUUAUAAUCUCUUGUAAAUUUUAAAUAGUUAAUAAAUAAAUUUAAAUGUUAUCAAGUCAACUUUAUUACAAUAAAAAAAAUUAUAUUUUUUACUAAUUAAAUUUAGUGGAAGUCUAUAUUCGUUUACAUGUGAUUACAUAGUCA
Microplitis mediator is the source of this 752-nucleotide messenger RNA. Its product is annotated as peptidyl-tRNA hydrolase 2, mitochondrial-like. The record is from RefSeq and is a predicted model, not a curated record. The coding region runs from base 190 to 603 and encodes 137 amino acids. The transcript has 2 exons. Gene Ontology annotation, molecular function: peptidyl-tRNA hydrolase activity. Gene Ontology annotation, cellular component: cytosol; mitochondrion. NCBI's taxonomy places the organism in Eukaryota, Metazoa, Arthropoda, Insecta, Hymenoptera, Braconidae.